UACGACGUGCGCACAUAUCCCCUGAUAUAAGUCCCUGUAAUGUCUAGUUAGUGACGCAGAAAGGUGACAGCCCGAUGGUGGAGAUGUCGACCGAAGAAAUCCAAGUCGUGGACGCACUUAACAACCGAGAAAAAGAGAUUUACAGAACACUGGAUGUUUUUUCCCAUGGAGUAAGCAAUAGUAAAAGUUUAGUCGUAGAAGACAGUAACCGUGAAGUUACGGAGGCCUCCCAGUUGGAUUGUGAGGUCAUUUCCCAGGGGGAUUACCAGGUCACAUCGCAAUCAAGUAUCUUAAAUAUUGUGUCACAAACCAUCGUAGAUGACCAAGACAACAACAACGUCAUCACUGAGGCGCAACUCAGCGACCACGAACUACUCAACCUGCAGACAGGAGCGAAGCUGUACCACGGAGACGGUUUCCCAGUCACCAUCGAAGAGGAAAAAGAAGACGAAGUCGAGGUUUGCUUGGUGUAUGGGCCAAUUUGAGCCGCUUCCUAUCCUGUCCUUCUCACUAGCCCAGACGGCCACUUUCCUUGGUAAUUUUCUCUUUCUGUCUAAUCCGUUUG
Liolophura sinensis is the source of this 565-nucleotide messenger RNA. RefSeq lists its product as uncharacterized. The record is from RefSeq and is a predicted model, not a curated record. The transcript has 2 exons. The coding region runs from base 75 to 485 and encodes 136 amino acids. Lineage: Eukaryota; Metazoa; Mollusca; Polyplacophora; Chitonida; Chitonidae.